Messenger RNA from Mercenaria mercenaria, 1966 nucleotides. RefSeq lists its product as uncharacterized. Gene Ontology annotation, molecular function: protein binding. Bases 87 to 803 code for a protein of 238 amino acids. The transcript has 2 exons. NCBI's taxonomy places the organism in Eukaryota, Metazoa, Mollusca, Bivalvia, Venerida, Veneridae. The record is from RefSeq and is a predicted model, not a curated record.
UAUAAGUCUCCUAUUUUCUUCAUUGAGGCAAAUUUAUUGAAACUGUCGGUGUGAAGGAAAGGUAGUCUUGUCAGAAGAUAUCCAAAAUGAAGUUUGCUACAGCUAUGCUUAUUUUUAGUAAUGGACUAAGUAUUUUUCUAGCAUCAAAUGACAGCUGUGGAGAACAGGACUUGAACGCAAUGAUGGUCCGCCUUCGUCAGCUUCGAACAGAAUUCCAAAAUUUGAAAGCAGAAUAUGCAAAUCAAAUAAACAUUAAUAAAGAGGAAAUUAAACUCUUGAAGGAACAACAAGCAAAUGAAAUCCAGGACAUUAAGGCAGAACUUGGAAACAAAACAUUACAGAUUGCUGAACAAACCCAGGAAAUAGAAAGACUGAAAGGACUAUUUAUAGAAAAAAACCUCACAACGAUGGUGGCCUUUGUUGCCCGACAGAAAGAAUUAGAUUACAACUGCACUGGUAAAGUUCUGUUUGAAAUCAUUGUCUUGAACGAAGGAAAUGCAUUCAAUACAUCUACCAGCCACUUCACAGCACCCUUUGCAGGGCUUUACAUGUUUACUGCACAGCUAUGUUUUGAAUAUUACUAUACGUUUGACUUCUCUAUCUACUCGUACACAAACAAUAAAACUUAUGGGGCUUCACGGAAUGUCAAUUAUUGGGAUUAUGAAUGCGGAUCGUUGACGACAACAGUGAAAUUAGCCACUAACGAAGAAGUAUACGUCCACAUUGAAUGCCAAGGUACACGUCAGAUAGGUAACAUAGAUGACACUCUCUGGACAAUGUUUUCUGGAAUUCUCCUGGUGUGACAGUCACAUCGUCAAUAUAUUGUCUUAGACACACGUGCUUGUCUGAAUGUCUAGGGGACAGUGAAUUUCGUUCAGGUGUAUCAUUUCUCUGCAACUACUUGCCUAACUGGAGAGUUAAACUUUUGACUGUAUAUUUGGGGUUUUCAAAAUAAGAAUAUUUCAAUUCCGUUUCAUGUGAAGAUAAAAAAAAUAGUUGCAACAGAGAACAGUAAAAUUCAAUGCAUGGCUAAAAAAGCUAUUCAGACAUUUUUCAUGUAACAGAUGCAUGAUUUCACUAUUUAGGCAACAGAAAGAAGCUGUGAUAUCAGAAUAAACCCUGUUAUAAUCAUCGCUAUAUGGUGACUGUGAAGUCAUUUAAUUUUGUGGUUUUGACAAAAAUAGAUAACAUAGGGAUAUGAAUUUGUACAUACCAAAUUUGAAUAUAAAAUGGAUGAGAACUUUACUUGUUCCUUGGGACUUAACCCUAAUCAUGCUAGACACGAUUGAUCCAUGCAGUCUGAUCAAGAUCUGCACUGUUCGCCAUUCGGUCAGUAUCUUUUAUACAAGCAACCCUUUUAACAGCCUAUGGUUCUGUCUAAAUUGAAAGAUCGACAAGUUUGUUUUAGAAUAUUUAGCAAGGGUUAAUUUUGUACAAAAUUAGUCUGCCACCAGUAUUUAUGAUUUCACAGUAUAUCACGUGAUGUUGCAGAACCAAGUGACAAACCAUCCAAUGAAGAGUCUGACCAUCCAACUCUUAUUAUAUUUGUCCACAGAAAAAAUAAGUAAAUUUAAAAAAGAAAAGUGGAAUAUAUUACUUUACAGCAAUUUUCAUACAUUUGGCAUUCAUACAUCAGGUUAUCAAAAUCAUGAAAACUGUGGACACAUACAAUGUCAAAGAAAGAAAUCAUCAUUUUUAAUUGUAUACAUUUGUCAAUAAAAUGCGAGAAAUAUUGUAAACUAUACUAACAGAAAUUAUAGUUGCAAAGAUUUUAAAUCUUUAUCCACUAUUCCAUCUGUAUAUAUCUCUUUAGAUGUAAAAAUAAAUCAUAAAGUCAUAAUACAUUAUAAUUAUGUAUUCUUUCUUUCAUUAUUGCAUUAAUCAAACUCUGACAUUAAAUUUUAUGUGAAUAUGUAUACCAUACUUGUACAUUAAAUUUCAUUAAAAAUAAAGCAUUGAGCAAAGA